UUUUAAGUCUCUCCAUCACUAUCCACAACCAACCACAACCAACCUCAUUACUCUCAUCCAACCACAGCCAACCUAAUUACUAUCAACCACCAACAACAACCAACCCCAUUACUCCUUCAUCUAUAAAUUUGCUUGAUUUAAGCUUUCUUGUAUUCAUCCUCUCCUUUCAUUCUUUCAACGAAACCUUCAAAAUCAAAAUGGAACAAGAUUUGCCCACCUUCAUCCGCCCUUGCAAACUCCGAGGCAACUCUUCUGCAAGUUCUCGUCCUCUCAUUUCCGGCCCUGCUGGUGUUGUCCAGGCCGCCAUGAUUCAACGCAGCUCCACCACCGACGGACACCUCAUUCAAACCCAACAAUUUGUUAGGCGCGUCGUCGAAGACGGUCACGACACUGAUCCCGAUUUUCACUCCAAUGCCUGGCUUUCAGCCCUGCAAUUAGGCGGAUCUGCAACUCCUCUGGGUUCCAUCACUCACCAUCUAGAAAGGGUCGAUCUCAUCGUCGCAGUUAUCAAAUCAUGUACGCCAAACGGAUUCGGCGAUGUGUCAGUUACCCUGAAGGAUCCUACGGGCACUGUCGGUGCUAGUGUCCAUCACAAGGUUUUCAUUGAAAGCGAAUUCGCGAAGGACAUAAAUGUUGGAUCUGUUAUGCUUAUCCAGAAGGUAGCUGUGUUUUCUCCUAGAAAAUCUAAUUGUUACCUGAACAUAACAUUGCCCAACAUAGUUAAGGUAUUCUCCAGUGACUGUGGACCUCCAUCAGAAACAUUCACCGACAUUACAGAAGAUUGA
Messenger RNA from Lotus japonicus, 785 nucleotides. RefSeq lists its product as uncharacterized. The record is from RefSeq and is a predicted model, not a curated record. The transcript is spliced from 4 exons. Bases 198 to 785 code for a protein of 195 amino acids. Gene Ontology annotation, biological process: recombinational repair. NCBI's taxonomy places the organism in Eukaryota, Viridiplantae, Streptophyta, Magnoliopsida, Fabales, Fabaceae.